UAAUCGAUGUAAACAUCAUACGUUGCAGGUUCGGCGAAGAAGAAGAGCUGCGAUGUCCAUCUAUUUGUUAUGUCUGACAACAAACGGCGGAUUGCCUGUGUUUACGCGAAAGAAGGGAGAAUGCGAAAAUUUGCCCUUUUCCACGGUGGCCUCCCUGAACGGCUUUCACAUGUUCUUCAAAUCGCUGGGGAUCCAACUGGAAGCCACAACGACCAGCAAACAGCAGCCAAUCCAGAAUCAGGCUCCCGCGGAUGCCGAGGAGUGGACUUACAUAUGGCGGGACAGGGAAUCCAUCACCCUGAUCGUCUGCGGUUGCGGCGUGGGGUCGGAGCAACUGCUUCAGACGCUGGCUGAUCUUGUCUUUGGAGCGAUAGGCAUGUUUAUCACUCGGGCCGCGGAAAUGGCACAUGCAACGCUUCUGGACAGACUAAAGAAGGACGCUAAGAAGUAUGUGCCGAUUGUUGAUGCCAUUCUCGAAGCCGCCUGUGCGGGCACACAGCUCCUGGGCUACACGGACUGCCUGCUGGCGGCGGAAAACGCCCAGUUGCUGCAGUGCCUAAACGAGUUUAGCGGCCACUGCGGUUCGCUCUUUUGCUGCCUGGUUGUUGGACAUCGCAUCGCCGUUGCCACAGAGGGCUGGUGGGAUCUGGACACUCGCGAUCGCGAGCUCUUGCUGUUUCUGUUGAAUUCAUCGAGCACACUGCAACACGACGUGCCGGUCUAUUUGCCUGUGAAGAGUCCUCAUAUAGCCUACCGUUUUGUCAGCAUUCCUGUGGCCUCCAAUAGUGCUUUGUGUGUUCUGUGUGGCGCUGAGAAUGCCUCAUUCCGAGAGUUGCAUGCACAUGCCAUGAGUGCCUACCGAAAUGAGGGCAACCUUCUGGCAGCCGCUGAGCGCUGUGUGCCGCGUAGCCUGCCCGAGCACCUGGAGAUCGAUGGAAAUGUGCUGGCCAUCAUUCUUAUUAACCGACACACCCGAAAAAGUCUCUUUACCAGAAAUCUAAACCAGUCGGCGAGUAUCAAGCGCAUUAUUGUGGGCGAUCUACAGCGCUUGGAAAUUCUUAAGAAGUUUUUCGAUCAAACUAUGGAUGCAGUCCACCAAUUUGAGGCGCAGCCGUCCAGCAAUAAAACUACGUUGGUGGACCAGUAUAGCUGCUCGGACUACCACAAGUGCUAUGCGCAUACGGAUGACCUAGGAAAUGUAAUAUUUUUGUUGUUCGUGGCAGCGGUGCCCUCGCAUGCAAUGAGGUUCCUAGCGCAACGCAUACAUGCUAACAUACUCCAGGAGAAGUCAGUAUGCUGGUGAUC
Messenger RNA from Drosophila teissieri, 1305 nucleotides. RefSeq names its product protein fuzzy (gene fy). The record is from RefSeq and is a predicted model, not a curated record. NCBI's taxonomy places the organism in Eukaryota, Metazoa, Arthropoda, Insecta, Diptera, Drosophilidae. The coding region runs from base 53 to 1303 and encodes 416 amino acids. Gene Ontology annotation, biological process: vesicle-mediated transport; non-motile cilium assembly. The transcript has 2 exons.